Molecule: messenger RNA, 3328 nt
Organism: Adineta steineri
Lineage: Eukaryota; Metazoa; Rotifera; Eurotatoria; Adinetida; Adinetidae
Source: the annotation of a GenBank genome assembly
AACCAAAUCAAACAUAUCAAUUUAUGGUUUAUAUGGAAAAUCGACAAAAUUCUUCUACUCAAGCAACUGGCUAUGUACUUGUUACAGUUGGAACUAUUGAUUCACAAAUGAUUGCCGUUGGUUGUGUUAUUUGGACAAUGUGUACUCCAAAUUUGGAAUUUCAACUUGUUAAUCCAACAACACAAGUUGCUUUAUUUUCUUUAUGUAUUGGAGAUUGCGACAAUAUUCAAAAUACAACAUGGAAUAUUUAUCAGGGUACAACAAAUAUAUCUUCAAACUCUACCCAAUGGACUUUGUUCAAUCAAAUGAAUAUCUAUGAAAAUAUUUGGUUUUUUGGAUGGAAUACAAGUAAUUUUACUGCAUUGAAUCAACUAUUUCUCAAUAAUCCUCAAAUUAAUCUUUGGCGAUUUCAAGUUAUUUAUGGAUUUACAUUACAAGCAAGUUCAAGUGCAUUAAAUUUUGUAAUCAAUCACCCUCCGAUAAACGGCUCAUGUUCAAUUAGUCCUUAUAAUGGUACAACAAGUACUUCAUUUAAUAUUUCAUGUUCAAAUUGGUUUGAUGAAGAUGGAAUUAAAGAUUAUUCAAUUUACGCUUGGACAGCAGAUCCACAAGAACGAACGUUUAUUUCAUUUUCAUCCGUGUCAAUAUUUCAAGUUCGAUUACCUUCCGGAGAUGAUCAAACAUCAUUACUUCAUCUUAUAGUUCAAAUUCGUGACACUCUUGAUUGUAUUACAGAAUAUAACAUGUCAUCUAUUAAUGUUCUACCAGAUACGUUAGGAAUUACGAAUUUAUUAAAUAAUUUACAAAGUUCAUCGAAUGCAUUAGCAAAUAAUCCAACUAUUCAAUUACUUUCAAGUGGAAAUCAAAAUAUUAUUGGACAAAUUGUAGGUUGUCUUUCGCAACAAUCUAAUAAAAUGAAUAGUGACGCGAUUGAUCAAGCUGUUUCAAGCGGAAUACCAGCUGCAAGUAUUUCUGUAUCUCAAUUAGGAAGUACAACUUCACAAGGAAAUUCUACUCCAUUGAAUGCAACAGCUUUAAUUCAAUAUAAAAAAGACUUAAAUUCUCAUGCAAAUCUUCGAGAAUAUUUAAUGACAUUUACAACUAAUCUUGAUAUUUCAACAUCAAAUAAUAUAAAAUUACAAGCAUCAUCAUUAGCUCAAUUAACUCAAGCAACAAAUCAAUUGACACGAACUGCUUUAACACUUGCAUUAGAUAAAUGUUAUCAAUUAUCUCUUGCUUUAUAUUCAAUUGUAACAAGAAUUUCAUAUGAAGAUGUUCAAAUAAUCACAACUCAACUGAUUCAAUGUGCAACGAAUAUUUUAACUGCUGUUAAUGGUCCACUACAACAACGAACAGAUAUAUUGGAUUUAGAUUCAUCACGUGCAACAGCAUUUCCGACGGAUUAUGAUACAGAUCUUGAAUCCGCCUGGUCAAAUCCAAAUUUAUUUUCUGAUGGAAAUGAUUUUUCAUGGGAAACAAUACAAAAAGGUCGAAAUACCUAUUAUCAAAAACAAUUAGCAAAUCAAGUUACCACUAAAGUGAAUCAAAUUCUAUCAUUACUAACUUCUAUAUCAAAUAUUCAAUUAAAUAUUGGUCAAAAUUUAAUAAUAAAUACAUCAUCAACAUUUAUGUCACUAGAAACUGUAUCAAUGAAAUCUCUUUCAAAUAAACAAGUUCAACAAGUUGGAAAUGCUCGAAUUAAUAUUCCAAAAAAUUUCAAGUCAAACAUAAGUGAUAAUUCAACAGUUUCACUUCGAUCAAGGAUGGAACCACUUGCUCCAUUGGGUAGUUUAAAAAUACAAACAGCAAAUACAAAUCUUUCGAGAUCUAUAUCACUUUCUGUUGUUGAUCGUAAUGGAAAUGAAGUUUUAAUUAAUACAGAUUCAACAGAUCCAAUUGAAAUUAUAAUUCCUCGUGAUCCAAAUGUAAUCAUUCCAUCAAUGAUUAUUCAAAAUGUAACAUCAUCAAUAGAUUCUGCACCGCAUAACCAAUUAUUUUCUUUCCAUUAUAUUAAUAUCACAAAUACACUUUCGGUUUCAGUUCAUAUUGAAAUUCAUCCAUUAGAAACAAAUAUUUCCUAUUUAUUUAUUUAUAAAUUUGAUCAAAUACCUCAAUUAAAUACUUCAAUAAAUAUUAUUGAUGGAUGGACUGUAUUUUGCCCGUUCAAUUUAACAAAUGAAAGUAUGUAUACAUAUUUUAUUGAUAAUCAACAAACAUCCGGUCAUCAAUCAAUUAUAUUUGGGUUACGAGAAUUAAAUACAACUGAAAAUAAUGAUUAUUGUUUUAAUUCUUCAACUUUAACUCCUCCAAUAACAAAUGAAAGAUUUAAUUUUACAGAAAAUUAUGAAGUUCGAAUUUAUACAUCGGGUUGUUAUUAUCUCGAUCAAAAUAAUCAAUGGAAAUCGGAUGGAUUAACAGUUGGACGAAACACAAAUUAUUAUGAAACUCAAUGUUUUUCAACUCAUUUAACAACAUUUUCUAGUGGUUUUCAAAUUUUACCUCAAUCUGUUAAUUGGAAUUAUGUUUUUGCCAAUGCUGAUUUUAUGAGAAAUAAAACGAUUUACUUAACAAUUAUCUGCGUAUCGGUAAUUUACAUUAUCUUAAUAAUUUAUGCACGUUGGAAAGAUAAAAAAGAUCUUGAAAAAUUAGGAGUAACACCAUUACCUGAUAAUCAUCAAUCAGAUGAAUAUUUAUAUGAAAUUAUUGUUUUUACUGGUCAAAGAACAGAUGCCGGAACCAAUUCAAAUGUUCAUUUUGUGAUUCAUGGUGAUGAUGAUACAACACGCAUUCGAACAUUUUCUGAUCCUCAUCGACGAAUUUUACAACGUGGUGGUGUUGAUGCAUUUGUAAUGAGUGUUCCAAAAUCAUUGGGAUUAUUAAAUUGUAUUCGUAUAUGGCAUGAUAAUACAGGUAAAGGUUCAUCAUCAUCAUGGUUUCUUAAAUAUAUAAUUAUUCGUGAUUUACAAACAAUGGAGAAAUUUUAUUUUAUUUCUCAACGUUGGUUUGCAGUUGAAAAAGAUGAUGGAAAAAUUGAACGAAUUUUACCAGUUGCAAGUGAAAUGGAGAAAAGUAAUUUUUCUUACGUAUUAUCAAAACGUACAUAUUAUAGUGUAUCUGAUGGUCAUUUAUGGUUUUCAAUAUUUUCUCGUCCACCAUCAAAUCAAUUUACACGUGUUCAACGAUGUACAUGUUGUUUUGUUUUAUUUUUUAUUUCGAUGUUUUUAAAUAUAAUGUAUUAUGAUUUAUCAAAUCAAGCAAAAAGCAAUAAUUCAGCCAGUUUAUCGGUUGGUUCUCUACAAAUUAAUUCUCAACAAAUAAUAAUUGGUAU